ACCCAUCAAACGUUACUAAGUUUCCCUUGACACUUUCAUUUGAUGAUGGUGAGCUAUCAUAUAUGACGUUGAGGUGGAAGGAAAUAAGACAUAGCAGUCAAAAAAUGUCACAACAACCGAUCAACCACUAAUAACAUUUUAUCAAUAUUAAAAAUAAAAUAAAUGAAAAAACCGUCGUUUGUGUAAUUACCUUAAUUCCCUAAUCCCUAUACAAAAACUAAAAGAAACACUAAUCUCAAAAAGUGCAAAAUGGAAGUCUCGUCGGCGACCACCUUGCAUCAUCUUCCUCCCUGUAUCGUUUGGUUCUGCUGCAUCAGCAAAUCAUGGUGUGACUUCCUCCCCGAUCCCUCCUUCAUCAGCAAAAACCAAUCCUCCUCUGCUUCUCCUCCUAAUCAUCAUAAAUUCCUCUUCGUGGAUGGAGCGCACUGAAAACAGAUCUCGCCGCCUUCACAGCUGACAUUCCUCCGACACACCAGAGCGGAUCCAGCUGCUCUUCGAUCCGCUCAAGUCGCCCUGCCUGGACAUGAGAUUCGUCGGAUGCUGUAACGACCUGCUUUGUCUAAUCCAGUCGGACAGAAAGCAGGACGACCGGAUCCUCUGGAACCCGGCAACCUCCGAGUCCAAGGUCGUCCCGCCUUCACAUUUCGAGCGUCGAUCUGACUUUUCGGCCAGCACGAUCAGGUUCGGUUUCGAUCCGGAAUCGAAUCAAACCAAAAUCGUUAGGCCGCUUUACAUCGAGUCCUGAUUUACAUCGAUUAGGGGAUUGGGGGAAUUUGGCUGGCUGGGAGUGCGUCGAUGGGGUAGUGCAAGUUUCCGAUCAGGGGGAGCUUGGGUGGCCCUGGCGGCAGUGGGUUUUGGUUGUGGUGAGUUGAGAUUCGGAUUGUGUUUUAUGGCAAGAGAUUCUGGCCGUGACGGGGUGGUGGUGGAGGGGAAGAGAAGGCGUCGGCGGGGGAUGUUGUCGUGCGUUGAAUGUUGUUCUUAGGGUCUGUGCGAUGAGGUGUGGACGUGUGCGUUGGCGGUGGUGUGUCUGGUGAAAGCCAGAGGAGGGAGGAGAGACAAAGGCGAGGGUGGAGAAGAUGGGGCGACUGAGGAGACGAGGGGGGAGGGAUUUUUUAGUUCUUAUUUUGUAUUUUAGAUUUUAUUUUUAUGAUUUAUUUUAUUUUAUUGGACGUUUUGGAUGUUGAGGUGGACGCUGAGAUGGAGCACUAUUUAGAAUACUUAACGGCAACAGAAUUAUAGCAAUACUUUGAUCGGUUAUAAUAUGUUUGGCUAAUUAAUAGUAUUUCAAUAG
Molecule: messenger RNA, 1291 nt
Organism: Linum trigynum
Lineage: Eukaryota; Viridiplantae; Streptophyta; Magnoliopsida; Malpighiales; Linaceae
Source: the annotation of a GenBank genome assembly